CGAACCCCUUAAGCUGACUUCGGUUCACUUACAGGGAUUCAGAUCGAUCCCUUUUAACCUUCCCCGCCAGGCAGGAUCUUAUAUCUUGUCUACUUAUCUCUUGUCUCCUUUGUCUCAACAAUAGACUACACCUUACUCUACACCUUACUCUACACCUUACUCUACACCACACUUACCUCUAUACUACUAUACUACUAUACUAUUAUACUACUAUAUUACCAUGUCCCCCAGUCAUCGUCGUGGUCCUUGGGUCCCAGAGGAAGACCAGCUGCUGCUUCAGCUGGUGCGCGACCAGGGUCCCAACAACUGGGUGCGCAUCUCCCAGCACAUGCACUGCCGAUCGCCCAAGCAGUGUCGCGAGCGCUUCCAUCAGAACCUCAAGCCCUCGCUGAACCGCGAGCCCAUCUCCGCCGAGGAAGGCCUGAUGAUCGAGCGCAUGGUCAACGAGAUGGGCAAGCGCUGGGCUGAGAUUGCUCGCCGCCUCGGCAACCGCAGCGACAACGCCGUCAAGAACUGGUGGAAUGGCAGCAUGAACCGCAAAAAGCGCGGCCUUCAUUCCCACCGGCCUUCUACCAGUUGGUCGAGAUCACGAAUGCAUUUUGACAUCAGCAGCAGCAGCAGCAGCAGCAGCAGUAGCAGUAGCAGCAGCGCCAACCCUGCUCGUCGGAAUUCUUCUGCUUCCAUCUCUUCUUCUCACCACCACCAUCUUACCCCCAUCUUCACUACUCUACACACCCUCAACCGCCCCGUGGAGGCGCCUUUGACCUCGCCGGCUUUCUCCGUGGCCUCGAAUGCUCCCUCCAUGGAACUGCCGGCUCUGGUCUCGGACCACAACUCGGUCGCCUCGGCCUCAUCGCCGCGCACCUUAUCCCCCCAGCUGCCCUUCCCUCGCGAUCGCCAGCUCUCCGGUGGCGUCCAUGCCAGCUACGAGAUCCGCGGCCAGUUCCCCGAGAUCCGGCGCCAGAGCGUGCCUUUGUCCGUUCACGAGGCCUAUUUCCCUCCUUCGUGGCCUGCUUCUUCCCGUCCGCAGUCGAGGCAUAUCAAGUCGCCGCCGCGGGACACGCGCAUGGGACUGGACAAUCUGCUCAACUAGGCGGGAUUCUCUGCGGCAUGAGCGACGAGUUUCUUUUGUUAAGAUACCUGAUUCCUUCCGAUCAUUUCUUUUGUAUGUACAGAGUGCAGGCACCUGAAAAGUAAUCAUAGAGUUCUCUCUACUAUUCUCUCUCUCUCU
This is a messenger RNA of Penicilliopsis zonata CBS 506.65, 1231 nucleotides long. RefSeq lists its product as hypothetical. The transcript has a single exon. Bases 221 to 1093 code for a protein of 290 amino acids. Gene Ontology annotation, cellular component: nucleus. Gene Ontology annotation, molecular function: DNA-binding transcription factor activity, RNA polymerase II-specific; RNA polymerase II cis-regulatory region sequence-specific DNA binding. The record is from RefSeq and is a predicted model, not a curated record. Lineage: Eukaryota; Fungi; Ascomycota; Eurotiomycetes; Eurotiales; Aspergillaceae. Gene Ontology annotation, biological process: positive regulation of transcription by RNA polymerase II; mitotic cell cycle.